GCGUAAUUUUUUGAAAAAUUAAAAACAUUAAUCUUUACUUUUUAAAAGCCAGUUUCUCAUUGGUUUCCUUCCUGACUAUUGUAUCGAAGUUGUUAUCAAUCGAGAUUUGAGUCCCGCUUGCUCAGCUAACAUCAGCUGGUAAUAUCGUACGAUAUAAUUCACGUCACAGCUGAAUAAUAAACAUCCGUCAUCUGAGGUUAUAUUAUUGUUAGAUUGCGUAAAAAAGUAGGAUACAGUUUAUAAUUUUAUUAUAUCAUCGAGUAUUGUCUGUCGCGCCGCUCGUGCACUGUGUGUGUUGUUUUAUUACAUCAACAUGUCCGAUAUAAAAUUGUGUUUAUUCUCAGUGUUUUUAUUUUGCUUAUUGGCUCGAAAUUCCUUUGGACUGUCGCCGGUUAUUCUGAUACCAGGUGAUGGUGGCAGCCAAUUAGAAGCUAAAUUAAAUAAGACAAAUGUAGUCCAUUACAUCUGCGCAAAGACAUCUACAGAUUAUUACAACAUUUGGUUGAACCUUGAGCUUCUAGUUCCUUUCGUCAUUGAUUGCUGGGUAGACAACCUCAAGCUAGAAUAUGACAAUGUUACGAGAACUACUAGAGACCCUCCUGGAGUUGAUAUACGUGUUCCGGGGUGGGGAAAUCCAGAACCAGUGGAGUGGCUGGACCCAUCCCAUGAUUCAGCUGGGACAUACUUUAAUACUAUUGGUGACGCUCUAGUCAAGAAUGGUUAUGUAAGGAAUGUGUCAUUAAGAGGUGCUCCAUAUGAUUUCAGAAGAGCACCAAAUGAGAAUGGGGAAUUCUUUGUUAAGCUAAAAACCCUUGUGCAGGAAACAUACACAAUGAACAACAAAACUCCAGUGACAUUGUUGACGCACAGUAUGGGAGGUUCCAUGGCACUGCACUUCCUAAGGCUGCAGACACAGUCUUGGAAGGAUCAGUACAUAAGGCGGAUGAUCUCUCUGUCAACCCCCUGGGGGGGAGCUAUGAAAGCACUCAAGGUAUUUGCUAUAGGUGAUGACCUCGGCUCACUUAUGCUGAGUCAGAGCACUCUGCGCGCAGAGCAGAUUACCUGUCCCUCUCUGGCGUGGUUAUUGCCGUCUAAAAACUUCUGGAAGCCUUCGGAAGUGCUCGUGCAAACAGACAAGUUCAAUUACACCAUUAACGACCUUGAGAAACUUUUUAAUGAUUUGGACGUGCCAAACGCUUGGGAGAUGCGCAAAGACACGGAAAAGUAUUCGAGUGAUUUCUCCGCACCGGGCGUGGAGUUGCACUGCCUCUAUGGGUACAACAUCUCCACUGUAGAGAGGCUGGUGUACAAGCCUGGGACCUGGCUAGACGGAUCCCCGACCCUGCUAACAGGCGACGGCGACGGCACGGUGAACCUUCGCUCGCUCAACGCUUGCGAGCGCUGGGCCAAGCGUCGCUUCGGAUUUUCGCUCAACAAGCGGCCCCUGAAGUCCGUCCCGCUAGCCGGCGCCGAACACCUAAAGAUACUGCACGAUCCGCGUGUCACAGACUACAUCACUACUGUUAUGAAACACGAUUAGUCAGUAUAAGCCAGCACCUAAAUAAAUCCCUAGGUUGUAAGAACACUUAAAGAUUCCCAGGAUAAGAUCAAUCCAGGAUCGAAUAACCAAAGUUAUCCGUUAUUUUCAUUAGGCGCAGCAAAUUGUGAAGAUUGUCGUGCUUAAAAUUCAUUGCCGUUAUCAGAUGUCAACGAUUCUGGCACACCUUCUUAAGACAUAUAUUGUGGGCAAUCAUAUUAGUACUAUUGUUUUGAUAGACCUAACCUUGAUCAUCACACAAUUCAACCAAUUGCUGAGAUAGGUCUUUUGUAGGUUUUUCCACAAUUCUCGGUUCUGGGCCGCUUGCCUCCAGCGGUUCUAAGCGACUCGCCUGAUGGCGUCUGUCCACCUCGUUGG
This is a messenger RNA of Pararge aegeria (speckled wood butterfly), 1915 nucleotides long. Its product is annotated as phospholipase A2 group XV-like. NCBI's taxonomy places the organism in Eukaryota, Metazoa, Arthropoda, Insecta, Lepidoptera, Nymphalidae. The transcript is spliced from 6 exons. The coding region runs from base 314 to 1540 and encodes 408 amino acids. The record is from RefSeq and is a predicted model, not a curated record. Gene Ontology annotation, biological process: lipid metabolic process.